AUGAAUGAUAUUGAUAGCAUUAAUUUAACUAAGCCUAAAAAAAUUCAUCUUUCACCCGGUGACGAUGAAACAUUUCAACCUGUUCCACUUCCCAUUGACGAUGAUGGAUUUAUUGUUACUUUUAAUGUUGAACAGCAAGAUGAAAUUUUAGCAUUUUUCGAAAAACAUGGAAUAGUCGUUGUGGCGAAUGUGUUAACCGAGCAAGAAUGCCAACGUAGUGUUGAUGACGUGUGGAGACACUUGCAAGAAUUGUUCAAUCCAGAUAUUGAUCGUGAUAAACCAGAAACAUGGGAUUCGAAAUGGCCUAGUUUUUCACAUAUGGGAAUAUUGGGUAAUACACGUUGGUUAUAUCCUCAAGCAUGCGAUAAUAGACAAAAUGUGAAGAUUUAUCAAGUAUUUCGCACACUGUUUGAUGACCAUGAAUUAAUAACAAAUGUAACUUGA
Rotaria socialis is the source of this 444-nucleotide messenger RNA. Lineage: Eukaryota; Metazoa; Rotifera; Eurotatoria; Philodinida; Philodinidae. The record is from the annotation of a GenBank genome assembly.